Messenger RNA from Mizuhopecten yessoensis (Yesso scallop), 2955 nucleotides. RefSeq lists its product as uncharacterized. NCBI's taxonomy places the organism in Eukaryota, Metazoa, Mollusca, Bivalvia, Pectinida, Pectinidae. The coding region runs from base 91 to 2676 and encodes 861 amino acids. The transcript is spliced from 9 exons. The record is from RefSeq and is a predicted model, not a curated record.
UUUACGACCGACGUAUUUCCGGAUAAGGUGCUAGCUGUGGAACGGUGCCUGCUCGUUGAACAACAGUUGACAGGAGGACCAUUUUACAAUAUGAGUGGACCCCGGAAGCAUAGUCUUCUGGACAACAUCCAGGCGAGAUUCCAACAACAGCACGAGGAACGCCAGGAACGGGUGGAGAGGCAGCAAGCUAAGCGUGAGGCAGAAAUAGUUCACAGCCGUUACCUUAAACAGUACGUUGUCGACCCAACAGAAAUGGCAAACGCCAAGUUUGUUGUGGACCACUGGGCCAAGAGACAUGGAACCACAGUCGAAAAGCAUAUCAAACAGGCCAUCAAAGCAAAAGGCCAAACGCCCAAUCAAAGACGAAGACAAGGGCAACAGGACAGGUCACGACAGGAUAGGCGUUACCAACAUCAAACCAACUAUACUAUCCAGCAGGAAAGACUUGCUAGAGGUGUGGCAUCUGUGAGUGGUCCUUACCAUCCAGUGAACAGCCCUGGUGCCUCCAAACAAACUAAAGCUAGAAUUCCAGAAUCUUCCAGUAGUAUUGACAGAGUAGUGUCACAGUCUCCCCGAGGGUCAAACAGCUCUGGGUAUAGCCAGAGUCCUGAUCUAAGUACAGCCCACAAACCAAGGAAAGCUAAGGUCUGUACAGACACUGGGAGGCAUAACAUAAGUACCUGUCCCAAAGAUAUCUCCGAAUACAUAGAUGUUGAUCUUUUAGAUGAGUCAAUGUCACUUGGAAAUUGUGUCAGGGAAUUUAAUAAGCAAGCUACUGUCAAGAAAUGUGCAUCAGAGAAGAAGUCUUCUGUUGUCAAGAGGUCAUCACCAGUCAUGUGUAGCCAGGAUACAAACAAGAAACUGUCACAGUUGAAUAGUCACAGAGACCUGGACACCAACCAGGGGGGCUAUUCUAAUCCAGUCACAAUCAAGGAAGAGAUUCUGGUUGAAGAUGAAGAUGAUAUUUCAUUCAUCUCAGUAGACUGUCCGGACAUAGCAGCUGUGACCCCUGACCCUGUUACCCUUGACUCUGUGACCCCAGUCCCAGUGACAGCUAGUCUGUCAGGGACAAUGUGCUGCGUGGUCAACUGUGGUGCUGACUUCUCCACCAAAAGUGGAAUACUUGAGCACGAAGCAAGCUUUGAUCACUCUCCCUGUAACCCACUACUCCUGACCAAGGACUGUCGCCUUCCUCCUACCCCUCUGGGUUAUGCCUGUCCGAAGUGCUUUCAAGUGUUUAAGACAGGCAGCGAUUGUUUGGAGCACCAGAAGAUGGUUCCUGACCACCUAGCAUUCCUGCCCCCACUGAGUGUGGCCUGUUAUCUCUGUCCUCAGUGCUUGGCACUGUUCCCCUCCCACCAUCACUGUCAGCACCACAUCAACCACCUCAGCCAUCACCGCACCGCCUACCCUUUCCAUGGUGACACAGGGAACCAAGCCAGUAAUUCACCAAUCCCAGUGUCCCGUCCACUAGCCGAGGAUUUUCUCACCAGGUGUCGCUUUGUAACCUUCUCUGUCAGCUGUUUGGAUUGUACACUGAUUAUAGAGUCAAAUGCAGAAAUGGUCGAGCACCUCAAGGAAACCGAUCACCAACACUGGCACUUCAUCACCACAGCAACACUACAACAGGUGGAAGUUUUUUCGAAGUACUUGGAAAGCCAUGCUUGUUCUACCUGUGACAGUGUGAUGGCCGCUCCAACUUCUGACAACAAUAUUCAUAACUGUGUAUCGGAUGAAACAGAGUCUGUGAUUGGUCAGAUCAAAUAUCUUGAUUGUCAGACAUUCAGAGACUUUGUACGAAGAUGUUGUAUAUCCUUUGCUGUGUCCCAAGAUGUAGAGCUCACUAAUAGAAUUCCUUAUCAAAACCAAUCUUCUCCAAGGAAGCUUACCUUGAACAGAAAGCGAAAACGUAGCAGUGACUCAGUUUGUGGAAAGGAGAUCAAGGUUGAGGCAAGUCCCUGUGCUGAUGAUGUGGAUAUCUUCACAGAGCGAUCAAGUAGUUCUUUUCCAACUGGAAAAGAUGGUCAGACUAAAUUGACCAGUGAUGCGUCCUUAGAAAAUACUUCAUUGGAGAAUACCAAAUAUCAGUCACCUGUCAAACAGAUGCCAACUGUACAUUUGGGGAAAGUUAGGGAAAAUAAUGAUCAUGAGGAGUCCUCAACAAAACAUUCUCAGAUUUUACCUUCAGACUGUCCAAUUCUGGAAUGGUUAAACAUAACUGACCAGUCUCUGAUUGUCCCAGCUAACCUCAAUAAGAUGUUGAACAUCGUCUUUGUUAACUUAGACAAUUGGCCCUACUUCUUCAGGAAGCUGCCUCUCACACUCCCGGAUCGUACCUUUGUCUGGGGCUUCUGUGGCGGAACUUUGCAGGAACCGCACAGCUGCCCAGUGUAUGACCACCAGAGGAGGAAUGGUCAGUUCUACCUCAGCCCACCAUGUGGCCAUAGUAAGGACGCGGCUGACUUUACACUUUGUCUCACGUUUGGCCGCAUGGAUGAGCGUCUAGAUAAACGUGUCCACUUCACCAUUCUGUCUGGUGAGCAUGGUUACCAGGAGCUGGACAGGCAAAAGGAAAAAAACAAUCGUACAGUUGUACUUAUUGACCCUAGCGAUACUCAACAAUGGUCAGACUACAGCACUCUCUACACCAUCAUUAGUAGUGUAGGGGACCAGUGAUUUAUGGUUACUGGUGGUGUGUGGGGACCAAUGGAAUGUGUAACCAGUAUGUACAACCCAUUCACCCCUAAAGUCGCAUUUGAACCUUACCAAGUCAAAGACUGGGCAAGUCCAGUUUAGAUAUGCAGGGGUGAAUGAGUAAUGGGACCAGUUGCAUUUGAUAUCAGUAGAGUCAACAUGAAAUGCUAUAUAUCUGCCUGUAUCCAUAAGAUUUCUCCACAUUUCAUAGAAAUAUAUGCAAGCAUAAGAAGAUGAUAAACAAUAAAAAUGUUGAAAGUC